This is a messenger RNA of Frieseomelitta varia, 1924 nucleotides long. RefSeq names its product transcriptional adapter 3-A (gene Ada3). Gene Ontology annotation, molecular function: transcription coactivator activity. The coding region runs from base 462 to 1844 and encodes 460 amino acids. The transcript is spliced from 2 exons. NCBI's taxonomy places the organism in Eukaryota, Metazoa, Arthropoda, Insecta, Hymenoptera, Apidae. Gene Ontology annotation, biological process: regulation of transcription by RNA polymerase II. The record is from RefSeq and is a predicted model, not a curated record. Gene Ontology annotation, cellular component: SAGA complex.
AGGAAGAAUAUCGGUCAGUUGACGCGGUGAUACUAUACAGUAUGCACGUUUUGUGCAUAUGUAAAUAGAACACUUGCGACAGUGCUGCUGUUUGGUAAAGAAUUAACGAAGGAUCAUUCACCACGUUGACUAAUCACUUUCGUAUCGGUCUGCUGAUCGCAAAACGACAAAUGGAAAUAUUUUCUUUAAUCGAUUCUCGAGAGGCGUAUGACAUUUCAUAAUGGUAUACACGUAACGAUUGAAAAUCGAACUGAAGAGAGAUAAGAUCUUCUGUGCAAGAUACGAAAAACACCUACUACGCGCUUAAAUUGGAGAUUCGUUCAAAUGAGAAAGGUUAUGAUUGUAAGGGAAACAAACGGAAUUGCUCGACAUAACGAUCAAACUCUGUAAAAAUGAAUAUCUCUUAGUGAAGCAACAGCUUGGAGUGUCAAACACACCUGCAUCAUAUUGAGCGUGUAAGCAUGUCUGGAAAGGGUAAACAAAGUUCCAAGAAAGCAGUUGUCAAAAUGCGAGAAAGUGGGAAGACCGUACAGUCUUCUGCACUUAACUCGGACGCAAGCUCAGAGAAUACUGAUGCUACGAAGUCCUUGUCCAUCUUGAAAGUCGCUGACAACAGCCGCCUCCUCCCAAGGUACAGCAGUAUACUGCAGCGUAACGUGGAAGAAGGCGUAGGAAUGGAAGAUCUGGAUACAUUGCAGCUAGAAUUAGAAAUGCUUCUCUCCUCAGUAGUUGUGCGACACCGUAUGCUCCAGGAAGAGAUAGCCAAUUUGUCCUCGGUGGAGGAGCGUAGGGACAAAAGAUCCAAGAGUGGGAAAGGCCUCUCCCUCUUGGACAAGAAAGUCAGGGAGGAAAAAUUCAAGCCUAAAGAACUCAACGCUAAAACCCAAUCGCCUCUGCCACUGAAGCUGUUCAAACAAAAGGCCAUUACCAGCUCAAAUUCUCAAGUCAUUCCAAAUGUACACGAAAUCUCGAGAAUCGAAGGCUCAAAGUCCGAAUCGCCAAAGUUGCUUUUACCAAAAAACGAUACCCCCAACAAAUUUUGGGCGUCCGUCGAUCCGUAUUGCACUGACAUUAUGUCAGACGAUAUUAAACUGCUGGAGGAGUUAAUCUCCACGCACAGUGAUAUCAACGACUUCAAGAAGGUCCCUCCGUUAGGUCGUCAUUACAGUUUAAUAUGGACUCAUAACGAUUUGCUGCAGGAGGAAGAUGCGGCUAAUCCGAAUAGAGACAAAAAGAAAAGUCGCUCAGACAUGUCUCUGUUAGUUGGGAAAAAUGACAAAAAGGCACACAGUAUAGCAGGGCCUCUGACUCAAAGAUUGGUCUCUGCUUUGCUAGAAGAAAAUGUGUAUGUUGCAAAUAACAACACGGAUAACAAAUUGUUCAGAGAUAGCGAUCCCCCUGUUUUAAGGGAUCUCACUAUUCAGAAUUCUAUUAAUUUAGAAUUAAGGAUGCACAAGGAGUUGGUAGAGCAGGGAAUCUUAGAGCCAGAUGCACAAAAGAAGAGUCAAGAGGACGACGAGAUCCUGACGGAGAUCAAACGUUGCCAGCAGGAGCUUACCGCGCUUUCCAACCACAACGUGACACAGUUGAAGAGGCUAUUGAAUUUAGCACAGGAGGAAAGUAAGCGGCAAGCAUUGAAAAGGAAAAUCGGUACCGCAGAUAACGAAGUGAUAGAACAUUAUAAAAAACUUAUACUAGCGAAACAGAGGAAAAUACCGUUGACGAAGAAGGAACAGGAGAAAGCGUGGUCGUGUCUUCGGGAGAGAGAGAACCUUUUGGACCAGCUGAACAUGUUACCACACAACAACGUAGAACUUAUAGGUUUCGGCCCUACCACGAACUAAAUGCAAUUUUUUACUGUAUUGUACGAUACCGUGAUAAAAACCAUGUAUAAAAAUUUAAUAAUAUCGAUCUAAUUUUUAAA